CCUAAGAACAAACAAAAACUACAUACUUAAAACUGACUUCUCCUUGUAUUUGUAUAUUUUGAAAAAGCGACAUCAUCACUAAUUCCACUGUUGUAUGGUUCACUUUGGCAUGGAAGAAUCGGCAUGUUACCAAUCGCGGUGCAAAAUGCCACCAAAGCCCUCCGGUUGAAUACGCGCCCAAGAGCUUCAGCUUCGAUAGAACCAGCUCGUGCAUUGCUUUCGUCACCAGCGACUCCGAGGCUCGUAGUCAUUGACCAGAACAAUUUCAAUCCCAAAUCCAUCUUCAACAGACCGAGUAGACGAUGGACACACUCAGCGAAAUGGAGACCAGUCCAAGUCCUGGAUGACUGGGUAGCCAAAGAAGCCCGACCGAUCAGUCUGCGACAACUCAUGGUAUUCGGGCGUUCCCUAACAGAAGCGCGACUCAUCAGCUCCGCGAACUACGUCCGAACCGAGCUUCCUACCCGAAUCGCCCACCGCAUCCGCGACAUGCAACGUCUACCCUACGUAGUCGUAACGAACCCACACAUCAGCGACGUAUACGAGUUGUACUAUACCGCCUUCGACAGCUUCCGGCGCGUUAAAGAGAUCAAGACGCUCGAUGACAAUGAACGUCUUUGUAGGGAGAUAGCCAAGAUGCUGCGCGCCCACUUGACCGUAAUCCCCAAGCUGGCGAUGGGCAUCCUGGAAUGUAGCGGAUUGAUGCCAGCCGCUGAGCUGGACCAAUUCAUGAACACCAUAUUACGAUCCCGUAUAUCCCGUAGAGUCAUCGCAGAGCAACACCUCGCUCUAACCGAGACAUUCAACUCGCACUGGUUCUCCCCCGGAGCUAAGCUCUCAGAGUCCGAAUUCAUCGGCGAGGUAUUCAUAAAAUGCAUGGCGAAAGACGUAAUCGACCACUGCGCCAAAGCCGUGCAGGACCUCGCGCGCUCCGACAACGGUCCCGACACCAAAGUCCCAGAGAUCAGAGUCAACGGCCACUUAGACGCCUCGUUCCCAUAUAUCCUCAGCCACCUCGAGUACAUCAUCGGAGAACUCCUCCGCAACUCCGUCCAAGCCGUUAUCGAAAAACACCAACAACAGGGUUCGGCAGCUCAACCCCCACCCAUCGAAGUCACUGUCUGCGAGGCCCAGCAACACGUCAUAAUCCGUAUCUCAGACCAAGGCGGCGGCGUCCCCCGCGACGUCGUGCCCUACCUAUGGUCCUUCGGCAAAGGACCCCUCAAGAACCAGCGUCUAGAAAACCUAGGUCAAGUCCCAUUCAUGGCUGCCACGCUCCAAGAACUCCGCGUCGACGACAAGAACCUCGCUGCUCUGCAGGCCCAUAACAGAUCCGGCGUCGGAGCCCACGAUAGUUCACUCUCCUCGUUAUCUCUGCGUCCGCCUAACCUUCGUCUCGGCAUGGGCCUGCCAUUAAGCCGUGUCUAUGCCGAGUACUGGGCCGGCAGCCUGGAGCUACAUAGUCUCGAGGGAUAUGGUGUCGAUGCUUUCCUACAAAUUUCAAAACUAGGAAACAAGAAUGAGCAAUUAACUACGAGAGCGACGAUGGAUGCAGUCUAACGACUGAGACAAAUUAUUAAGCCGCUUACUAUAAUUGCAUUUUCGAAUUAGUCGGUAUGACUUCAAUGGCGUACAUGUUUUGCAUUGGAGGAGCCUUGUUGGCUCGGUGUAAUUAUACUUGUGGGAACUAAUGGUCACGGAGUAAACGAAGAAAUGUCUUGGCUUGUUACUGGUAUCAUAGAAACUUGCGAUUACAUCGUAAACUAAACCUAACUGAUCUGUAGAAACGGAGAUGCACAAUCGACCUCCAAAAAAAGGGAGAAUAUUUUGAUAUCGUAGGUGAACCCCCAUACACGCCUAU
Molecule: messenger RNA, 1861 nt
Organism: Hypoxylon trugodes
Lineage: Eukaryota; Fungi; Ascomycota; Sordariomycetes; Xylariales; Hypoxylaceae
Product: alpha-ketoacid dehydrogenase kinase
Exons: 3
Coding region: 124-1560 (478 amino acids)
Biological process (GO): regulation of glucose metabolic process; protein phosphorylation
Cellular component (GO): mitochondrion
Molecular function (GO): pyruvate dehydrogenase (acetyl-transferring) kinase activity
Source: RefSeq, a predicted model, not a curated record